GUCGAAAGCAAAACAACCUUCGUUCUAUCCACCGCGCGGCAGAACAGAAGUCUGUUUGGCGUUGCUUAGCAGGUCCUGUCUAUCCUCUCUUUUCCCACGUACGCGGUGCCCACGAAAGUCCGGAAUUCAUUGCUUGCGUUUCCGGUUCCCCGACCCCAAGUCCAGCUUUCCAACUUCUUCAAUCGGACGAACUUCACACUCAGAGCUGGAGUUUGAGCUGGCCUUGGCCUGAUAGGCCAUUGAAUCUUUCUUCAAUAUGAAGGCCAGCUUUUUGGCCUUCUCCCUCCUUGCGGCUGUCUUCCAGCCAGUGUUUGCUGCAUCACACGGCCUGGAGAAAAGUGCGGACGCCAAACUUGAGAAUGAUGCUUCAGAUAGAACGACAAUAUUUCACGAUGUGCGGGUACCGCCUAUGAAGGAAGUAGAUGCUGCCGGUUUCGAUGAGACUAUCAAGGAUGGAUAUUGGUUUGUCAAAUUCUACUCUCCUUACUGUCAUUUUUGCAAGGCUGUCAGGCCCGCAUGGCAGACUCUUUAUGAAUUUUACUAUACAUCGAAUCCAUUGAAAUCUUCAACUUCGAAACAAGUGCCCAAUCCCGAGUCCUCCCUUAAUUCCUUCCAGGGUUAUUACGACUUUCACUUUGCGGAGAUGGAUUGCGUUGUAAAUGGUGACAAGUGUCAGGAGUUGGAAGUCAAGGAAUGGCCGACUUUUGCACUGUAUCAUGAUGGCAAGCUGGUCGAGAAAUAUAAUGGUGAGAGGAAUAUGGAAGGCCUGAGCCGCUUUGUCGAAAAAUGGUUGGAAUCCAUUAAGCCUGGCUCGCGGCCUAGAGGUGAAAUGAAACUUCCGGAACCUGGUGCCAAGAUCGUUCCCGAGCAACCAAAGGACAAGGAGGACGCUAUAAUUGGUGAACCCGACAUAAACGCUGGAAGCUCAACGUCUGCCACUUCCCAGAAGUCAGAUGAUUCUGUAAAACCUGCUGCGCCUGCCCUCCCCGAGAGGAAACAACCUGCUCCCAACCCGCAGGGAAUGUCGGUUCCUUUAACAGCCGAGAGCUUCCAAAAACUUGUUACCACAACGAGAGACCCAUGGUUUGUGAAAUUCUAUGCUCCAUGGUGCGUUCAUUGCCAGGCCCUUGCCCCUAUCUGGAGCCAGAUGGCCAAGGAUUUGAAAGGCAAGCUUAAUAUAGGCGAGGUAAAUUGUGAGGUGGAGAAAAGACUCUGCAAAGAUGCCCGUGUCAAUGUCUAUCCGACGAUGUACUUCUUCCGGGGAGGCGAGCGCGUUGAGUAUGAAGGCCUUCGGGGUCUCGGUGACUUGGUGAAUUACGCGAGGAAAGCCGUUGACGUCGUCGGCUCGGGCGUCCAAUACGUGGACGCUACGGCGUUCAAAAAGAUGGAAGAAACUGAAGAAGUUAUUUUCUUAUAUUUCUUUGACCACGCCACUACGUCCGAAGACUUCGCUGCGUUGGACCGUUUAACCCUUAGCCUCGUCGGGCGUGCCCGUCUUGUCAAGACCAACAGUACUAUCCUUGCCGAGAGAUUUAAAAUAUCAACAUGGCCCAGGCUCCUUGUGUCGAGAGAUGGUAGACCAAGUUACUACACUGCGCUUGCACCUAAGGAUAUGAGAGACUUCCGUCAGGUCCUCGCAUGGAUGCAGAAAGUGUGGCUACCAAUUGUCCCAGAAAUGACGGCAUCUAAUGCUAAAGAAAUCAUGGAACGAAAAUACGUCGUCCUCGGCAUUCUCAAUAGACAGCGAUCCGAUGAAUUCAUACAAGAUAAACGGGAAUUGAAGAACGCAGCACUAGAAUGGAUGGAAAAGCAGACAAAACUAUUCCAACUGGAGCGUCAAGAACUUCGCGAUGCAAAAGAGCUACGGAUUGAAGAAGCUGAUGACCGAGAUGACCAGAGAGCUUUGAGAGCCGCUAAGAAUACACGCAUUACGAUCAAAGAAGACGAUAAGAAGCAAGUUGCUUUCGCCUGGGUUGAUGGUAUUUUCUGGGAUAGAUGGAUCAGAACGACAUAUGGCAUCGAUGUGCGGAAUGGAGAGCGUGUCAUUAUUAACGAUGAAGAGAACCGCCGAUACUGGGACACGACUCCUAACGGAGGCUUUAUCGUCCCCAGCCGGACCUCCAUUUUGGAAACCAUCACACACGUCGUUUCAAACCCGAGCAAACUCAAAUCCAAGUCCACCGUCGGUACUUUUGAGGGUCUUUUCUUUUCUAUCCGUACAUUUACCUUCGCUCAUCCAAUCAUCACGUUUUUAUUAUUCGUCGCUGUUCUUUUCGUCUCGUCUUUUAUUGCUAGAGGCAAACUUCGAAGAGGUAGAUCCGCAGGCGGCUUGUUAGGCAGUGUUGGCGGUAGCUCUGGAGGAUUCUUUCACCUUGACGGAAAAGAAGGCCUCCUUGGUGGAGGCAGUGGAGGUGGUAAAGUCGAUUGACAAACGUGAACUUCGACAUUUACCCAUUCUCCAUAUUAACCUUUUAUACUAUUAUACUUUCUGUGAUAAUAUUGCAAGGUUGAGCUUCUCCCUUUUACGCUGUUAUAUUUACCUGGUGUGUAGUUUUUUCCAUUAAUUGGGGGUUUUUGAUGUUUUCAGUCAUAUUGUUUUGGAGAUGUAUACGAAAACAUUGAGAAGGCUGGAACAGGAGUAUAAUUGAUCGGACCCUUCCUCGUUUUCGCCUUUCUAAUGCAUUUUUUUCAAUUUUCAGCUUUUUCUUCUGUCUGUCCUCCUUAUUCCAGUUCCGCGUCUCUACAUCAACGAUUCUCCCUGUCUGAAUAGAGUUCCACCACAACUUAAUGAAUACCGGUCACUGCUUUCGUCUCGCUGUGUAACUACGCGGUUCAUGCCAAUCGGGAUUGGUAUUAG
Messenger RNA from Coccidioides posadasii C735 delta SOWgp, 2857 nucleotides. RefSeq lists its product as uncharacterized. Gene Ontology annotation, biological process: peptidyl-cysteine oxidation. Gene Ontology annotation, molecular function: protein disulfide isomerase activity. The record is from RefSeq and is a predicted model, not a curated record. Lineage: Eukaryota; Fungi; Ascomycota; Eurotiomycetes; Onygenales; Onygenaceae. Gene Ontology annotation, cellular component: endoplasmic reticulum.